AUGCUUAAAGCCACAAGGAAACCACCGCCCACAACUGAAAUACAAUAUAAAUCGAAACUAAAAGUUAAAGCCAAUAAUAAUAAUGCCAUUGUCGAACGUUUGCCCAUUUUGGCGGAUAGUUCUGUUCAAACGGCGGAAGAUGAAAAUGUUUUAUUAAAUACAAAUUCCCAGAAAUUGAGUCUAAAGGGCAGCCAACUUGGUGGAAGUAUUUUGAUUGGCAAUUAUAAUUAUCUUACCCAAUUGGAGGUUUGUGAAAAUGAAAUGGAAAUUUUGGAUCUCAGUUCUUUGGCACAAUUGGAAAUUUUAAAAUGCAGUCGCAACAAAUUAAUGGAGCUCAUUAUAAAUGGCACAAAUCUGCAGAAACUUUAUGCUGAUCAUAACUCUCUCCAUUCCAUUUCCACAACAAAUGCCCAUCCUGUGCCGAUGAAACUAAUUCAUAUUGAUAUAUCGAACAAUUUGUUUAGUGAUCUGCCAAAUUGGAUUGGUGCCUGUGCCAGUUUAUGUUCCCUGGAUGCAUCUCGCAAUCGUGUAAUCAAUAUAACUGGUCUUUUAAGGAAUUAUUGUAUCAAAGAUUUGCAAACUCUCAACUUGUCACAUAAUGAGAUACAGAAAAUCGAGUCCUUACCGGAUGCCUUGAGUAGCCUUAAGCACUUGAGUAUACAGAGCAAUGAUCUUCAAAAUUUGCCAGAAAAUUUCUUUGCUGUCACUAAUACACAAUUGCAGACAUUGAAUGCGUCGUGCAAUAAACUUAAUGGUCUACCCCGAUAUGAACAGAACAAUAAUGCUGCGCUAAUUAAUCUAUAUUUGGCGGGUAAUCAAUUGAAUGACAGUAUAUUUGAGCCCUUACUGAAUGCUGGCAAAUUGAAAUGUCUUCACUUGCAAUACAAUCGAAUUGGUACACUUCCGCCGGAGUGCUUAAGGAAUUGGAGUGAUUUGGAGAUUUUGGUAUUGUCCGGAAAUAUGUUACAACAAUUGCCAGAACAGGUGGCAACUUUGACGCAAUUGAGGGUACUGAGAUGUUGUAACAAUCUAUUGCUGAGUACACCUCAGUUGGCCAAGUUGGGUAAACUGAAAGUUUUGGAUCUUUCGCAUAAUCAUUUGGAUCGGGUGAAUUUGUUGUCCCUUGUGCCGUCACGUAAUCUCAAGUAUUUGGAUUUAUCUGGAAAUUUGCAGCUUCAGGUUGAUGAACAGCAAUUUAAGGUCUGUCAGACACAAAGUCAAAGGCAUUGGAGUUUUAUUGAUGUAUCGGGCAACAAUCGUGCCGCUUUGCCCACUGGCACAAUGCGUCCCGCCUCCCAACGUAAUCAAGGAAAGACAACACCAUGGACCAUGGGUUUUGCUGAAUCUCCCGGCUCGGGUGAUUGCCGUAAACUCUUGGUCUCACAAUUGCGUGCGGGUAACUAUGGCGGCAUAGAUGAAGCUGUUUAUGGCAUGUUUGAGGCUGCCGAAGGAGGAGGACGUGCUGCCCAGGGAAUGACUAAAUUAGUGCCAGAUCUAUUGAAAAGUGAACAAAUGAUAAAGGAUUCAUCGCACGGUGAUUAUCUAAAGUUUACUUUACUAACGGCACAACAGCAAUGCGGAAGUGGAAAUAUUAGGAGUGCGGCUUUGUUUCAUCUGACCAGGACACGAGCCCCAUCCAAAGUGCGUCCUUUGAAGAGUAAACGCUAUGUAUUGAGAAUGGCAAGCACUGGUCGUUCCGAGGCCUAUCUAAUACGAAGAACGACCCAGUUGCGAUUGACAAAUGCACCAGAGUCAAGUAUUAAGGAGGGCAAGCUACCCGAUCCCGAAGUGUUAGAGUUAACACUUAGCAAUGAUGAUGAGUAUCUGGUUCUGGGCAAUUCCCAUUUGUGGACAGUUAUGGAUAUUGGACGUGCGGCGCGAGAGUUACGCAAAGAGGAAAACGCUCUGUUGGGAGCGAAACGUCUACUAGAUAUUGCCCAAAGUUUUGGAGCCACUGAGAAUCUUAGCGUUAUUGUUGUACGCUUUCGACACUUGGGCACCGAUGUCGAUCAUCUGAUACGGGAACUCAAGCAGAGUGUACGCAAAAAACCCACUUUAGUUGUCCAAUCUCCUCCCAGCAUAUCGGUCUGUAAACGCACCUGUUGUGAUCGGAGCAAUGCCUGCCGUCAUCGUACUCUCGAACAUGAAUCAUUGGCAUUGGCUGGACGCUCUUCGCCGAGUGGCCAAAGUGAUCGGGAUCUAUUGGCCAAGGAUGGCAGCAGCGAUGAGUUUAUUUUGGCUCAUGCCCGUGUCAUGCAGGAGGAACAGCAAUUGGAAAUGCUAGAUGAAACAGAAUCAGUCCUGUCAGAGGAACAAUUCAAAUGCUGGGAAUACAUGCUAGAGCAAAAUACGCAAUUGCUGUUCGAUAAGGAGCUAAAUACCAUAUCAAAGUCGUUUACCAAAAAACCGCAUAUGGCUCCAUCCAUCGGAGCAAAUCUUAAUCAAAUUCAAGGACAAACGGAGCGCAAUGACUUUACCUCGAAUCUGGUUAAAAGUGUUGCCAAUAAAUUCAUCUCGAGCAGUACGCCCCAAUUGCCACAACAACAACAGACCAUGACAAGUACGCCCACACCCAUGGGCUCUUACCAUCAGGGUAUUAAACAUCCAAUGGCCAUGUCGGGACACUUUGGAAGCGCUCUCUCAUUUCAGCAAUCUCAAGCCUAUGGCUACAACCAAUUUGAUGGCAAGGCGCGUAAGUCCCCCGGAGCCAACAUCUACACAAAACGUAAUGGUCUAGGUGGUCCUCAUUCGGCUUAUUUUGGAUCCCUGCAACGGCUAAUGCCGUAUAAUUUUGAAUACGACUUUGCGGUUACUCAAGAACGGGAGCGUAAUAUUUUAGAUGAAGAAGAACUCGAUGAUGAUGAUUUCAAUGAGCAUGAGAGUCGUAUGCGCAAAUAUUGGGGAGUGGCCACAACGGAACUAUAG
This is a messenger RNA of Drosophila willistoni, 2925 nucleotides long. It is a transcript of the gene Phlpp, whose product is annotated as protein phosphatase PHLPP-like protein. The transcript is spliced from 5 exons. NCBI's taxonomy places the organism in Eukaryota, Metazoa, Arthropoda, Insecta, Diptera, Drosophilidae. Gene Ontology annotation, molecular function: protein binding. The record is from RefSeq and is a predicted model, not a curated record. Bases 1 to 2925 code for a protein of 974 amino acids.